Erpetoichthys calabaricus (reedfish) is the source of this 4244-nucleotide messenger RNA. RefSeq names its product protein rapunzel-like. The transcript is spliced from 2 exons. Lineage: Eukaryota; Metazoa; Chordata; Cladistia; Polypteriformes; Polypteridae. Bases 338 to 1510 code for a protein of 390 amino acids. The record is from RefSeq and is a predicted model, not a curated record.
UUUAAAAUUUAAGCUACAUAGGAAGCGUCUGCACCUGCGGCUAAGCCGGUUUCGGUAUCUCGGCUUCUCACACAAGCACUGGAGCAGAGGGCCGCAUCUCGCAGUGCCUCGCCAAAGCAGGGGGUGUACGAGCUAUCGAGUAGCGGAGGAGGCGCAAGUUACGUGGCAGAGCCGAGCUCUCCGCGGAGGGUGUGUCUUUCGUCACAGCAACGACCCCGUCCAGCAACAAGCGGAACCUAAGAGCUUCUCAACAUCUGUCCACAUCCACACUGCCUGGUGCGGGAGAGCAAGAAAGGAUAAUUUUCAGAAAGCUUUGUCUGACAAGAAUUGUGUCAACAUGUCUACUCUUCAGCAACUGGUGGCAGAGAAAAAGGAGGUGGUGGAGACAGUAAUGGAUAUAUUUGAACAGGGUGCUGAAAUUGUUGCUAGUGUGGUAGGAGAGAUUUUUCCUAUCUUCCAGAUAGCUGCACCCAUUGUGAAACUUGCUUUAGAUAAUGUAGAAAGCAAAGAGGCAGAAUUCAUGAAGGAACAGUUCCAGAAAGUCCGGGAUAAGCUUGACGUUAUUUCUGAAGAGAUCACCAGCAUCAACAAUGAAAUAAAGAAGAGCGCCAUGGAUAGUGAAUACUUUUCAAUUGAGGAAAAUCUGAUUAACCAGUUUAGAAAAUUCAUGGACUUCUUAAAUGCUAAGCCAAAGUAUAGAGAGACCAAGAAAAAGCUGUUUUUGGAUCACUUCAACAGGUCUGGUGGUGAAAAGAACCUGAACAUCCUGUAUGAUGCAGUGACUGGAAACAGAGCCUUUGGUGAACCCAUUCUAGAGAUUGCUCUGAAUUAUGAAGAGAAAAAUCGUCGUGUCAUGGAGGAUUUCUGCGACCGCCUGAAAAAGCUGUUCUGCAUUGGACUGAUUGUCUUGAUGGGUCAUGCUGCUUUGGAGAAUGAAGAUGAAGAAGAAUUAGCAAAGCAAUGGUCAGAAAAGAUGAAAGAUGUUGAGGUCAGAAUGAAAAUAGUUAUUGAUGACUGUAUUGGAAGCUUUGCAGAACAAGCAAAAAUUGACAUACACAGGCUGUUGAGAGAUAAAAAUGACAAAAACAAUAACCAGCUGGCAGAAAUUAUACUGGAGUUUCUAAAGAAGAAAUAUAACUGGGUAAUGUGGUCUGUGCGUGUAUUCAGUGAGCCAACUGGCAUCUUUAGUAUGUUUAGUAGGAAGGAAUAUCACUGCCUGACAGGUAAAAGUCGGUUUGACGUACCCAAAAUUAAUGAUACUGUAAAUAUUUCAGUUUCUUACAGUUCAUCUCCAGAGCCCCUCAACAAAACUCAGAUAAAUCAGUUAAUGGAAAACCAGAAGAAAAAUGACGUGAAAGCUAUAUCUGAAGAGAUUUUCUAUAACAUUCCUGCUUGUGUAGUGCAUACAAUACAAAACAAUAAAGAAGUAGCUGUAGCGUGUAGUUUCCCUGAGGAAUUACAUUUUUGGCAACAAUAUAAAAAUGUUGUUCUUUGUGUUCAUCCAUCAUAGUUUCUUUGAAUAAAGCCUGAAUGCUAUAGUACAGGGUGGCCCAUAGUUACGUAUAUGAUGUUUCACAGGCUGUAUCAUUUAAGCUACCAGAAAAAAUUACCUGCAGUUGCUUACCGGUACUGUGUAUCCUUUAUUGUCUGCACGACCGGAAAUUGAUGAUCUGUGGUGGCAGCAAGAUGGGGCACUGCCAACACUACGCCGUACCAGUACGACAGUGGUUGAACGAAACAUUCCCGCAAUGCUGGAUCUGCCGAUGCGGACCUGUGGAAUGGCCGGCUUGGUCUCCUGAUUUGACCCUACCAGACUUUUUCCUGUGGGGUUAUCUAAAAGACAAGAUGUAUCAACAUUGCACCACAAUGUUGGCUGAGUUACAUGCAGCUAUCACAGAAGAAUUUCAGAGGAUACCAGUACAGAUGUGCCAAGUCUUCAGACGUGUUUCGAUCUGGAUGGCGCAUUGGUGGGCCACGCCAUGGAGAACAGGGGAUGAAAAAACAUUUAAGGUUCUUAAUGUUCAUAUGUUCCAUUAUGGAAGAAGAUGAUCCGCUGAGGCAACCCCUCAUAGGAGCAGCUGAAAGAAGAAGAAUGUUCAUAUGUCCCAUUAUGUUAUUUGAUAAUAACAUUGGUAGUUUCCUGACAAUAACGCCUUUUCAAUCAUAUACAUAAAUAUGGGCCAUCCUGUAUAUUACAAUAUAUUAUAAAAAUACUGCAUUAAAAAAAAAUCUCCUCUGCAGUAGAACUAUGAUAAAAGCAAAAUGUAAUAAUUGAAGAAGAUACUGUAAUAUAUGUUUAAUUCUCUAUGUAUAAAAUGUACAUGAAAAUCACAUAAAAAGUAAAUAUCACAAAAUGCAGUGGUGAAAACAUUACUCACAAAAAGAACUGACUUUGAUUAGCUUGAUUAUCUAAAAAAAUAAUAAUGUAACUUCUUAUUUUAUAUUAAGAAGUACUUGUUAAGACAGGGAUGAGUAGUCCUGGUCCAGGAAAUCCUAAGUGACUUCAGGGUGUUGUUCAAACUAAUUUCUUAAUUUAAAGUCAAUAUUAUUAUUACUUGAACUCCUUAUUUAAUCAGACUUCUAUGCUGUCUCAGAAGUUUAUCAUAAAAUGACUUUCACUGCCGUAAAAAUCCACAAAGACACUUUCCACUGCCAUUUCUUUGAUUCAUUUUAAUUUAUCUUUUUAAUUCUUUGUUUCAUUUUAUUAUUGAGAAGGUGAUCUACCAUGAGUAUCAAAUUACAACAUACUGUAGACAGCAGCUAAUCAGCCACAUUAGCGCCCUUUUUACUUCAGUGUGUUCGUGAUUGCCUACAAUAUUUUUGACAAAAAUAAGAAAAGUUAUGGCAUGUGGGAAUUCUGUUUCCCUUCAGUCUAUUUUGUCGAUUUGCCUAAAAAAGUAAAAAUGUGGAAUGAAUUUCUGGCACAGGAGUCAUAACAGGUACAAGGAGUAUAGUAUCAAAUGAAAUGGCUUAUUCCAAAAUAAUUAGUGUAUAAUUAUGAUUUUAGUUGGAGCAAAAAUAUUUGAAGACCUGGACUGGCCACCCCUAUUUAAGAUAAGGGCCAUUUCAAACAACCUAAAUUAGCACAAUCAGUGUAUUGAACUACUGACAUGCAUCACAUACAAAAUAUGUCACAUCCACAUGCAAAAUAUGUUAAUUUAUGCCAUUUUUAUACUAGAACUAGGAACAAGGUUAAGUACACAUUUUAUGAUGCUGUGGUGACAUUGCAGCUUCUGAUUUGUCAUACAGAACACUGACUUUUGUUGGUUGAAAGGCUUUUGCUUUGUACAAUAUGCACUGGACCAGUGACAAAGUGAAAGCGCUUACGAAAGUUUGGCUUAAUGUUUGGUUAGCAUUGCAUUAGGCAGGCAGUGUGGUGUAGUUGUUAAGGCUUUGGCCUUCAAACCAUGAGGUUAUGAGUUCAAAUUCCACUACUGACACUGUGUGACCAUGACCAAGUCAUUUGACCCGCCUGUGGAAAACCAAACGAAAUGGAACCAGUUGUACCUUGAAUGUUGUAAGUCACCAAGUAUGAAGGCAUCAGCCAACUAAGUAAAUGUGUACAUGCCUGGCAUAUCAUACAUAUGGUGAGGCACAGAAAUAUCUGUUGCUUAAUCCUUGUUAUAACCAAGAACAGACCAUUAGUCUGGUUCUGAUGAUUCCUGGUGUUAGUGAAAAAGCAGAAGGUUCUUUAAGCCAAAGAGAUGACUCAAAUUUAAGCUGAUGUCUCUAUUUCAGCUCAUUCACUCUCCUUGUCGAAUUGAAUGUUGUAAAGAAGUUAGAUUUUUCCACUUCUAGAAGUUUGGCCCAAUGUGAAAUAAGAAAUGUAAUAAAUAACCUAAGUCAGGCUGGUUUGAAUUAUAGCUUUUACUCAAUAUUCUCAUUCCAUACCAUUGAUACAUUUUAUCUAGGUUCUACUGUACAUUAACAUGACUUGUGCCAUAGGAGAUUAGGAUGAAAUAUUGCCGUUUCUUCAUGUAAAUUUUCUUCAGUUUUCGUUGUUUUCAGCUGCAACAGAAUAAGCUUUAAUGUUUAUCAGCUUGCUGUCAAUUUGGGACAAAAUUAUUGCACUGUAUUUUUAUCUACUGUGUAUGCACCUCUGUUGCCUCUUUUAUUUACUGUAAAUGACCUUAAAGAAACAAAUAAGAGCAGUAAUGUUUGUGACUUGCUUCUAAUAUAAUUGUAUCUUUUAGAUAAAAUAGCUAUACAUGAAAUGUUUAUAAUAAAUGAUAAUGAUUUCUAUA